GAAUUUUUGACCUUUAAUGUCAGGAGGUACUCUUGGUCGAAGCUCUAAAAAACCUAAAUACAAAAUUGAAUUUCAUCCAGAAGACUCACAUUUUCUCCCUGAUGAUGAUCAGGAAGCUGUUGUUAUGCCCAAUAAAAAAGGAGAGAAGUUUCUGUGUUUUCUACCCAAAGGGCAUAAUUCAAAAAGCAGUAAACUAGUCAGUAAUCAGAAUACGAACAGCUUGAUCUUGGAGACUGAGAAACACAUUAAACUAAAGACACUUGAUGAGCUACUAGAAAUGCUUAAGGAUAUAUGUCUUAUCAAGAAAGAGGGAUGGUGGUCAUAUGAAUUUUGUUACCAGAAGAAGUUGCGACAAAUUCAUUUGGAGUAUGAGAAGGUGGUUCAAGAAUUUGUCUUGGGUUACUAUGACAGUGUGGCUACAAUUGCUUCUAAUGAGAACCAUUCUGAUAUUUCUACAUGAGAAAUAGCAAACCUAUUUAUUUUUUGGCAAGCUGUGUGAAUUUGAUCAUGGACAUGGCUACUUAUAUGUUUAAACAUAAAGUUGGAUGAUUCUACCACAAACCUAUUCAAAUUAGCAGGAAGUGAGUUGAUAAGCAGGGGUUUGACUGUUAUUCCGCACCACUGUUCUUGCAAGACUUGAGGCAAAAUUAGUUCAAUUGCAAAAGACUUAGAGGUAAAGUAGCCAAUAGAUACGUACAUUACUAUGGCUAUUUAUUGUUAUAAUUAGUUUAUGUCUUUAGUCAUUACAAAGUUGUAUAGAAAUUUCAUUUUAGUAGUGAUGAUGAAGUCUUUUAAUAUAUUGAUUGAGUUUACUUUGAUCGCA
This is a messenger RNA of Ipomoea nil (Japanese morning glory), 823 nucleotides long. Its product is annotated as protein OS-9 homolog. The coding region runs from base 17 to 460 and encodes 147 amino acids. Gene Ontology annotation, biological process: endoplasmic reticulum unfolded protein response; retrograde protein transport, ER to cytosol. The record is from RefSeq and is a predicted model, not a curated record. The transcript has 4 exons. Gene Ontology annotation, cellular component: endoplasmic reticulum lumen. Lineage: Eukaryota; Viridiplantae; Streptophyta; Magnoliopsida; Solanales; Convolvulaceae.